Messenger RNA from Talaromyces stipitatus ATCC 10500, 1492 nucleotides. Its product is annotated as 14-3-3 family protein. Gene Ontology annotation, cellular component: cytoplasm. NCBI's taxonomy places the organism in Eukaryota, Fungi, Ascomycota, Eurotiomycetes, Eurotiales, Trichocomaceae. The transcript is spliced from 6 exons. The record is from RefSeq and is a predicted model, not a curated record. Gene Ontology annotation, biological process: signal transduction. The coding region runs from base 1 to 858 and encodes 285 amino acids.
AUGACUGCUGACGUUUCUGAGUUGUUGAAUCGUCGAGUCGCUGAUAUCCUCAAAAGCAAGACUUUCCUUGCCCGCCUCUGCGAGCAGGCUGAGCGUUACGAUGAGAUGGUCACAUACAUGAAGCUGAACGGUGAACUCUCCGUCGACGAGCGCAAUCUCCUCUCCGUAGCCUACAAGAACGUUGUCGGUACACGCCGUGCUUCUUGGCGCAUCAUCUCCUCUAUUGAGCAAAAGGAAGAAUCCAAGGGAUCCUCCGAGCACGUCUCCAUUAUCCGUGACUACCGCCAGAAGAUUGAGACUGAGCUCGAGAAAGUGUGCCAAGAUGUCUUGAACGUCCUUGACGAGUCUCUCAUCCCCAAGGCCGAGUCUGGCGAGUCAAAGGUUUUUUAUCACAAGAUGAAGGGUGAUUACCACCGUUAUCUCGCCGAGUUUGCAUCCGGCAACAAGCGCAAGGUCGCAGCCACUGCCGCUCACGAGGCUUACAAGAACGCCACCGAUGUCGCACAGACAGAGCUCACUCCUACCCACCCCAUCCGUCUUGGUCUCGCCCUCAACUUUUCAGUCUUCUACUACGAAAUCUUGAACUCGCCCGACCGUGCUUGCCACUUGGCUAAGCAGGCCUUUGAUGACGCUAUUGCCGAACUUGACUCCCUCUCCGAGGAGUCCUACCGCGACAGCACUCUCAUUAUGCAGUUGCUCCGUGACAACCUCACUCUCUGGACUUCAUCCGAUGGCGGUGAGCCCGAAGCUGUCGAGGCCAAGGAAGACAAGCCUGUUGAGGGUGAAGCCGCUGCUCCUGCCGAGGAAAAGCCUGCUGAGGAGGAGGCUCCUGCUGCCGCCCCGGCUCCAGCAGAGUAAGAAAUCUGUUGCUUAUUACGAAAACGCAGUAAGAGAGUGGCAUUUUAAUGUCUCCAAUGACUUUCUAAAACUUUGCUACUAUAUCUGAAUGCGUGUUUCGAAUUGGAGUCUUGAGCGCCUUUGCUUUUUUUUAUUUCCCUGUUACCCCCAAAGUCCAAAGUCGAUGCGGCACAUUUCACCCUUUUUACCCCUUCCCCCCCCUUCCCCCGCCGUACGUCAGUCCAAGAAUUGACGCUAGUCGCUCCUAUGUUGUUUGUUCCCUGAUCAGGCCUGUAGUUGGAUGCGGAGUUUGAUAUUUGGAGAAUUGCCAGGUUGGAGCUGGAUAUCUGUUUGCGAAAUGUCGUGCUAUUUCAUCUCUCCAAUAAUCUUUUCUUCCUUGUCUUAUCUGCCCUGUUGGUUGUCUGUUAAACAUUCCUGGACUCUUCCAACUGGAACAGUCUGGAGUGGACGUGCUAGAGGUUUCAUUCUGGGAUGCUUUCUCCUGAUUAACUCUGGCUACUCAUCCCUUGAGACUCACCAGACACCAGCAAUCUUAUCUCGUGUUCUUAUUCUCUUUCCGAACUUGGUUGUUUAAACAAGUCCUCACAGGCAAACUACAAUGAAUGCAAACCAAACCAAUCAUUACAACUAUUAC